Molecule: messenger RNA, 2483 nt
Organism: Penaeus vannamei (Pacific white shrimp)
Lineage: Eukaryota; Metazoa; Arthropoda; Malacostraca; Decapoda; Penaeidae
Product: salivary glue protein Sgs-3
Source: RefSeq, a predicted model, not a curated record
UCAGGCGGUGAGUCGCGCGACGUCGGGCGGCGGAGGAGCUAGAGAGGCUGCAUAUAUAAGCGCCGCUCCCGCCCCCGCCCGCCAUAACAGUCACGAUCCGCCGUCGGUCCAUAAGGGAAGCCAAGACAGAGUGUUCUCGUUAUCUGCUUAAGAUGGUAUCCAUCAGCACUCCGACGACGGCGGUGCUGGUGGGCUACCUGGCCGCCGCCGCCCUCGCCCUCCCCGUCGCGGACGACUCGGCCGCCACGUCCUCCCGCAAGCGCCUCAGCGGCUUCGGCGACUUCGGGCACAUGGGGGCGGCGGGGGGGCCUCGGCAUCUCGCACGGCAUCAACGCCGGCCACGGCCUCAGCGUCGGGGUGGGCAUGGGGCACGGCCUGGGGGCUGGCGUCGGCCUGGGGCACGGCGCUGGCGCAGGGCUGGGCGUGGGCGUCGGGCCCGGCCACGGCAUGGGCGCGGGCGUGGGGCUGCAGCCGCCCAUCGACCAGAUGGAGGACAGGAACUACACGACGUCCACGUCCACGAUGUCAACCACCACGAUCGUCGGGCCCUACGACUACUACACCACGAGCACGACCACGCCGAGCCCCUACGUGUACACCACCAGGCGGUUCUUCCCGACGUCCACGUCGACCACCACGUCCGCCCCGACAUACCGCACCACGACGUGGCCGCCCUACAGGAUGUACACCACGUCAACAACAAGUGCCCCGACUACCACGACGCAACGGCCAACCACCACAACACCGAUGACGACGUCUACAACAUCGACCACAUAUUCGCCAACAUCCACAUCCACAACCACUUCCUCUCCAACGUCUUCCUCGACAACCACGUACACCACCUCCUCCUCCACCACAACACGAGCCCCAACCACCUCCACCUCGACCACCCGCCCUACCCGACGUCCUCGAGCACAACCACGCGCAUCCCGACCACAAGAUACUACAGACGAUCCACAACCACAAGGACCACCACCGCGCGGCCGCCGUCGUCUACCACACGCCCUUCCCGCUCCACCACACGGCUGGCGGCGUCGUCCUCCACCACUGCGAGGGUCCCGACGUCGCGCCCCACCGCCACGCCCUCCCCGACGAGGCCCUCGGUGGCCCCGACCGCCAGGAAGGGGGAGACGCCCAAACCCGCGCCCGUCGUCAUCAAGCUGCCCUUCUUCCCGCAGUUCCUCACCCAGACUCGGAGCAACUGAGGCGACUCGGGAACUUGGCUGACUCGACUUGGCUGACUCAACUUGGCUGACUCGCCUUGGCUGACUCGGAUUGGCUGACUCGCCUUGGCUGACUCGAUUUGGCUGACUCGAUCUGGCUGACUCAACUUGGCUGACUCGCCUUGGCAGACUCGAUUUAGCUGACUCGAUCUGGCUGACUCGACUUGGCUGACUCAAUUUGGCUGACUCGACUUAGCUGACUAAACUUAGAUGACUGAUAAUCCAAUGUGAUAGCAGUAAAAGGAGUAAUCCAAAGUGACUGAAAACAACCGACUGAAGUGACUACGGUGACUAAUGCGUCAACGAGACAGAUACAAACGACAAAACGUGACCUUAUAAAUGUGAUUAAUAUGUUAUAGUGUGAUUGUAAUGACUGUGAUGUGAGAAUUUAUAUUCUACUUUUCACAAUAAAUAUCUAUUAAGACAAUUAUCUAUGGAGAACACACGAAUAUAUAUUUUGUUCUCUUGAUCUCACUGCAUAUCUGUUCACUCGCCUGUCUACAGGGGACUGGCUUAGAAUUUCCAUGUUCUAAUUACGCUGCGCUGCCGAAAAAAGACGAAAGACGUCAAUUAAGUAUAUGAAAAAAACUGGAUUUGAGGAAAAACAGGAUACAGAUUUUGUGUUCUAAUAUUUGUCAUUCUGAAACUAGUCAUAUAUCAAUUUGUAUAUAUUUUUUAUGUUAUUCAGCACAUAUUCUGUUGUUAACAAGCUUUAAGAGACAUUACAUAAUAAAAAAAAAGUUCUCGAGAGCAUAACUUUCCUUGAAAUAUAAUGACGUUUUGGUCAUAUAUUUUCGAGGGCAUUUGGAAAUCGGGACUGAGUGGAUAAAAUGCUUAUAAUUUGGAAAUGAUUUUUGAUGCGUUUUCACUUGCAAUGCUGAAGGAAAGCUUAAGUUGGUGCGAAAUUCCAGACUCGCUUAUUUGCAAAUACACAUAAACACAAAAUAAGGCGCAUUAAGUCUAUAUUACAAGUUCCGUCUCUUUCUGACGUAAGGUACCUGUAUCAUAGAAAACGCAUUUUUGGCUUUUUUGCGGCAGUGCACCUCUAGAACUAUUACAGGAACACGACGAGGAAAGGCUGGAGUCACUGUUGAAGCGGUGCGUCUGUUGAUCAGCUGAGCCAACAACACAGUGACCCUGCAAUAUUUUUGUGCAUGCAGAACCAAGAUUUUAUCGUUCUUUGAAACAGUAACCGCAAAGAAUGAAAUGGAUUUAUUUCUAUCAUUGUUCCGUGAUUGUAAAUAAACAUUUGAUCCUGUC